AUGGAGGAAGUCAAGUCAGUGUCUCAAGGCCUGGGCCAUAGGUCGAUACGCAUGUCGACCUUCCAGCUUCCCGUGCCCGAAGAUGGGCAGGGCGACGAUGACAGCCAGGGACGGUGUAGCACGAUGGCUAAGUUUCUCCACCGUCGACUCACUGCUCAGGGUUGGGUCCACUCCACACCCGAUGAGAGUGGCAGACAAGGUGGCGUUGUCCUUGCAACUGGCGAUGAAGCCAUCUUCGUCUCCGAGCCAGACAAUUGCUACCCCGAGCUAGUCGACUUUUGUCGCAAGGCAGACAUUGCCGCUCUGUGCACGAUGCAGGGUGAUGUAGUCGGCCACAUCUUCCAAAGACUUCAUCACGACACAACCGAGAUCACACUGGCAUCCGAUCAAAUAAUACCAGUUGUGUCUUCACUCAGUGACCUUGUACGCAAUGACUUGAGCGUAAGGCGUCGUGACUUUGCUUGCUUCGUGAGGAAAGAAAAGCUUCUUCUUGCCUGGAGCCAAACCGCAGAUGGGCUGAUACCUCACGCCAACCAUCUCGAAACCAAGAUGAUGGGAGCAAUAUGGGGUAGCAGCCUUGAGGGUCUCCCGACACCCCCUGGGAGGACGGGAAUGCAUACUCCCGACUCCAGAGGCUUCGAGAGACCAGUCAGCUACUAUGGCUCCGAAAAGGCCAUCGAAGCUGACAGCAGCUCCAUCUCUCUCGACGCUGAAGAUGAAGAAGCCCUCAAGGUACCACCUCGGCCCUUUGUCCUCACCCACUCCAUUAUGAUUGGCCUCGCAAUGUGUCUCUUGAUCGUCGUCGAAGCUCUCGCCGUCCGCGUCAUCAUCGUUGAAAUCCGCCUACUGGGGUCGGCUGCAUACAAUCGUCUUGCCCUUCUUGCUACUCUCCCCAUAUUCAUGUUCAUGGGAAUGUUCGUCUUCACUGUCCUGUUCGGCUGUCUGUUCCAGGCCUUUGGUCCUAUGCAUGACAUCAAGAGCGGAAACACUCGCUACUUCAGCGCUCGAGCACCUGAGCUACGCCGCCACCCCAACAUUCAGUGGCCACACAUCACUAUCCAGAUGCCUGUCUACAAAGAGGGCUUGAAGGGCGUCAUUAUCCCUACAAUUAACUCUGUCCUCCCGGCAAUUGCCCAUUACGAGCGACUUGGCGGUACAGCUUCCGUCUUUGUCUGCGAAGACGGAAUGCAAGCUGUGAAGCCCGAGAUUGCCGAGAUGAGACGGAAGUUCUACCGCGCCAACAACAUUGGAUGGGUCGCCCGUCCCCCGCAUAACAAAGACGGCUUUGUCCGUGCCGGCAAGUUCAAGAAGGCGAGUAACAUGAACUAUGCGCUCGACUUCAGCCUGAGGGUAGAGGAUGAGCUCCUCAAACUCCUGAGGGUCAAGGCAGCGCAUCUUCAAUGCCGCGAAGAAGACAUCUCCGUCGAGAUUGAAAACGAGUUGUACGAAGAGGCAUUGCAAACAAUGCUCGCUGCUGAUGAAGGUCGGACGAUGGCUGCUGGUAACAUUCGCAUGGGAGAUAUUAUCCUGCUUAUUGACUGCGAUACUAGGGUGCCUGUUGAUUGCCUCUCUCUUGCCGCCAUGGAGAUGGAGGAAAGCCCUGAGGUCGCCAUAAUACAGCACGCAUCGGGUGUGAUGAAUGUUACCCACAGCUUCUUCGAGAACGCAAUCACGUACUUUACCGAUCUUGUCUACCUCCUUAUCCGCUUCUCCGUCGGCAACGGCGACUAUGCCCCAUUUGUCGGCCACAACGCAUUCCUCCGAUGGAAGGCUCUUCAAAGCGUCCGGUUCACUGAUAGUAAAGGACGGGAGCUGUUCUGGAGUGAGGAUCACGUCUCAGAAGACUUUGACAUGUCGCUUCGUUUGCAAACGGCUGGCUUUGUCGUUCGCCUUGCGACUUAUGAUAAUGGCGAAUUCAAGGAAGGUGUGUCGCUUACCGUCUUUGAUGAGUUACUUCGCUGGGAGAAAUAUGCCUACGGUUGUUCUGAACUUAUCUUCAAUCCCAUGUACACAUGGCUCUGGCGGGGCCCCUUUACAAAGCUCUUCUUGCGCUUCCUCUGGUCCAACAUGAAGCUCUCCUCCAAAUUCACCAUCCUUGGAUACGUCGGUACCUACUACUCUAUCGCAGCCGCCCUCCCCCUUGCCCUAGCAAACUACUUCCUGACCGGCUGGAUCGCCGGUGACAUCGACCAAGCGUACAUGGACAGCUGGAACGUCCUCGCCGGCCAGCUCGUUAUCUUUGUGGGUGCUUCGCCCAUCCUAUUUGCCUGGUACCGCCACCGCCUUGGCAAUAUGAAAUUCUGGUGGGCGCUCCUCGAGGCGUGGAAGUGGUUGCCUUUUUUCGUCGUCUUUUUCGGCGGCCUUAGUUGGCAUCUUUCGUAUGCUUUGCUGGCACAUAUUCUCUCGCUGCCCAUCGAGUGGAGCAGCACGGCCAAGGAGCUGGAGAGUUCGGGCUUCUUCAUUAGCUUGGAGAGAGUCUUGCAGACUUUCAAGUGGGCGCUGCUCUUCACCAUUCCCAUCGCCGCUGGCAUGGUCUAUUUGGCCCAGUUUGCUCCAGUCGGGUGGGAGAUUUCGGACUGGACUUCGAUUGUUCCGCUUGCUAAUCAGAUCGGCGGACACAUUGGUCUUCCCCUCCUGAGCAUCCUUCUUUGA
This is a messenger RNA of Scedosporium apiospermum, 2652 nucleotides long. RefSeq lists its product as uncharacterized. The transcript is spliced from 7 exons. The record is from RefSeq and is a predicted model, not a curated record. Lineage: Eukaryota; Fungi; Ascomycota; Sordariomycetes; Microascales; Microascaceae. Bases 1 to 2652 code for a protein of 883 amino acids.